CGCCGGCAUCAGCACUGUCACCACUGUGCGUUUCCGAAAACGCUACCCUAGAUAAAAUUCGAAACAACAGUUCAGCAAAUCAUCGACCAGCAAUAGCCAAAAGUUAUCAAAGUAAUGCAUACCGUUCAAAUGGGCGCACCAAGACAAGAUACUGCAGCAAAAUAUCACUCAAUUCUCUUGUAAGAAAACGAGCAAUGUACCGGUCGGCAGUUCUUCGAGAACGGCGCUUGUAGUAGUAUUGGACGAGCAUGAUCUUGCCGCGGUACCAGUACAUGCCACGCUUAGCUCCAAGGGCAGUACAUCGGAUGGUGGUGGCUGCGAGUUCCUCACCGCGUGCUGGCUGGCCACUGGUAAUAUGGACAAGGACCAUAAUCAUCAUGAUUAACUUCCGCGCCUGGUUGAGCCACCGACAGAGGCUAUCGAGCUUCCAAACUAGAGUACCGUUGGGUGCGACAUGGGAGAUGAACUCGUCCGAAUACUGGGUGGCCAAGUGGAACAUCAAGGCAGUGAGCUUGUUGGUCGACGUUGUUGCAACUGGUGGAGGUAAAAGGGACAGGCAAACGAUAUCCUCGCAACACGUGCUCCUCCAAUUGCACACGGCAUUGAACGAGGAGAUCCUGGGCGGCAAUCUGGAGACUGGACAGACUGACAAUAGCUCGUGUUGGACGAUACUGCACGGACAAGUAGUUGUCAUCUUCAAUGAAGAUGGUGGGUCCAGGUAGAUGGUCCCCUGUUGCCAGUGUUGCGGAGAAAGUAAGUAUUUCAACGAGAAUAGAUUUGGCAUGAGAAAAAAAAGACAAUGAAGAAUAAGUGUCAUGAUAAUUACCGGUCAAUCGUACGCUGGGCGUCGCUGGAUCCGUCAAUUUUCAUUGUCUGCAUAAAUCGGUUUCCAUGGCAUAAUCAAAAUUGGUGGUAGUAU
Molecule: messenger RNA, 919 nt
Organism: Zychaea mexicana
Lineage: Eukaryota; Fungi; Mucoromycota; Mucoromycetes; Mucorales; Lichtheimiaceae
Exons: 3
Coding region: 249-722 (157 amino acids)
Source: RefSeq, a predicted model, not a curated record